UGUGUAUGUGUAUGUGUGUGCAUGUGUGUGUGUGCUUGUGUGUUAAUGCGUGUGUUUGCAUUGUGUAUGCUAUGGUGGCUGUUCAGUGGGACGCUUGGAAUGAUCUCUGAUGACUCUCAUUCCUCCCAGCUCACCAUUGAUCAAUUUCUGCAACUGCAAGAGAGGAUACGAAACUUCGAGGGCAUGCUUGGCGGCAGCAGCGGGGAGCGUUUAUGCACGCCAAGCACUUCGGCCGGUCCAUUUCGCAUAUUCUCCGUGGCCGGUUUUCAGAAUCGUGCCAACGACAUUGUCUACUGCCCGCCAAUUGUACGGCAGCAGUCGCAGCAUGUCGACGAUUCCAAAGCGAUUAUCUACUUCGGCGGCGAUGUGCAGGACUUUCCGGAGAGCAUGGAAACGAAUCGGGACAGUCGCGGCUAUAUGAAAUACAAUCUGGAGAAUUCUGCGAUAUUGCUGCGUGAAGCCUUUCCUCGCUCACAUAUUAUAGUCAUACGGCCGGUUCGCAUGGAAUUUAAGACCUUCAGCUGCUUCGAUAAUUUCGUGCGUGGAAAUAAUGCUGGUGUGCCGGAUCAUACGCCCAUGAACCAUGCGCUGCAACAUUUAGAAAAGCUGCUACAGAAUCUAUCGCAACGUCUGAUCUCAAUACCCGAAAACGAGAUACUCGAUCAGGCGGCGCAAGCUGCGGCAGCGGCUGCUGCCGUUGCUGCAGCUGCAGCAGCCGCAGCGUUGACGCUCUCGAAUGCAACGGCGAACUCAGAGUCUAGCUCAGCCUCAGCAGCGGCGGCGGCGGCGGCGGCAGCCAAUGACAGCAGUCAGGAAAUGGACAUAGACAUAUUGCAGGUGCAGGAAAAUGUAACAGUAGAUGCAGAUGGCGCCGUGAUCUUUCCCAUAGUUUCCGCUGGCACCACGGAAACGGGCACAACUGCAAAUAAUGUAGUUAACAACAGCAACAACAAAGACGCUGUCGCUAACAACCAUCAGGAGUCAAACAGCCAACAACAGCAGCAGCAGCAACAACAACAACAACAGCAAACAGCUGCAAAGGCAAACUCAACGCCAGCGAACAAUGUGGAGCACUACAACAACACAAACAGCAGCAACGAUUGCGCCGCGUCGCAACCGACGCUGCCAGCGCAGCCGCAGCAGCCACGAGCAACUACGGCAGCGGCCGACAGCAAUCCGUUGUGGUGGCGGGAGAAUCUGAAUUUGGACAAGUCCAAGCUGGUGCUGAUUGGUUUCAGCAAGGGCUGCGUCGUGCUCAAUCAAUUCAUCUAUGAAUUUCACUAUCUGAAAACGUUGACGCCGGACGACAGCAGCAUGUGCCGGCUGCUAUCACGCAUAACAGACAUGUACUGGCUAGACGGAGGGCAUGGUGGACAGAAGAACACAUGGAUCACAUCACGGAGUCUGCUGGAGACACUUACGCGAAUGGGCAUGAACAUACAUGUGCACCUCACACCCUACCAGGUGCAGGACGAUCGGCGGCCCUGGAUACGCAAGGAAGAGAAACUGUUUACUGAGAUGUUGCGGCGUUUAAAUGCGCCUAUUACGCGACACUUGCAUUACGAUAAUCAGCCAGCGAAUCUGAUGACGCACUUUGAAGUACUGCAGGCAUUCUGUCAGCAUGUCCAUUCCCUCAAUCAACAGCAGCUUCAGCAACAAGCUGGCAAUGAGCAGCCAAAUGUGGCCACCAACAAUGGUGCUAGCAGUGGUAGCAACAAUCUGCUGGAUGGCAGCGAUGAGGCAAAGUGACAGCUU
This is a messenger RNA of Drosophila novamexicana, 1755 nucleotides long. Its product is annotated as UPF0565 protein C2orf69 homolog. Bases 22 to 1749 code for a protein of 575 amino acids. Gene Ontology annotation, cellular component: mitochondrion. The transcript has 5 exons. The record is from RefSeq and is a predicted model, not a curated record. NCBI's taxonomy places the organism in Eukaryota, Metazoa, Arthropoda, Insecta, Diptera, Drosophilidae.